Sorghum bicolor (sorghum) is the source of this 1284-nucleotide messenger RNA. Its product is annotated as 40S ribosomal protein S4. The transcript is spliced from 5 exons. Gene Ontology annotation, cellular component: ribosome; cytosolic small ribosomal subunit. Bases 183 to 980 code for a protein of 265 amino acids. The record is from RefSeq and is a predicted model, not a curated record. NCBI's taxonomy places the organism in Eukaryota, Viridiplantae, Streptophyta, Magnoliopsida, Poales, Poaceae. Gene Ontology annotation, molecular function: RNA binding; structural constituent of ribosome. Gene Ontology annotation, biological process: translation.
CGUGCAGGGACAAAACCGUAAAACAAAACGAAAACCCUACUGCCGCAGCUUAUAACCUGUCGCCGUGCUCCUUUCGCCUCCCUUCUUCCAGCGGCGGCACCGGCACGAAGCAGAGCGAACCACCAGGCCUCAGCGUGCGGUGGACGGCGAGAGCUCUGGCGCCCUAGCCCGAGCUCGCAACCAUGGCGAGGGGAUUGAAGAAGCAUCUGAAGAGGCUCAAUGCACCCAAGCACUGGAUGCUAGACAAGCUCGGUGGAGCCUUUGCUCCCAAGCCAUCAUCUGGGCCUCACAAGUCCAGGGAGUGCCUGCCCCUGAUUCUGAUCAUCAGGAACCGGCUCAAGUAUGCCUUGACAUACCGUGAGGUGAUAUCCAUCUUGAUGCAGCGCCAUGUGUUGGUUGAUGGCAAGGUCAGGACUGACAAGACCUACCCUUCUGGCUUCAUGGAUGUCAUUUCCAUUCCAAAGACUGGUGAGAACUACAGACUUCUCUAUGACACCAAGGGUCGCUUCCGCCUUCACUCUGUUAGGGAUGAGGACGCAAAGUUCAAGCUUUGCAAGGUCCGUUCUGUCCAGUUUGGUCAGAAGGGCAUUCCGUAUCUGAACACAUAUGAUGGGCGCACCAUCCGCUAUCCUGAUCCUCUUAUUAAGGCAAAUGACACAAUCAAGAUUGAUCUGGAGACAAAUAAGAUCGUUGAUUUCAUCAAGUUUGACGUGGGCAAUGUCGUUAUGGUCACUGGAGGGAGGAACACUGGUCGUGUUGGUGUGAUAAAGAACAGGGAGAAGCACAAGGGAAGCUUUGAGACCAUUCAUGUGGAGGAUGCCUUGGGCCAUGCCUUCGCCACCCGUAUGGGCAAUGUGUUCACAAUUGGCAAGGGCAACAAACCAUGGGUGAGUCUCCCCAAGGGCAAGGGUAUUAAGCUCAGCAUCAUUGAGGAGCAGAGAAAGCGGGAUGCUGCUGCUCAGGCUGCUGCGAAUGCUUAAGUAGUUUGCAUAAAGUUUGCUGAAACAUUCAAUGAAAAUAUGCCUUGCAUCCGAGUUUGGGACUGAAAUGUAACCCUUUUAGGCUAGUAGUUAUUAGUAUUUUGAAAUACUCUAGACAUCUAUCUAUCAGGUUAGCAUUAUCUCAUGGCAAGUCAUUACAGAAUGUUUAAUUUGGUUCCAUUCUAGAUUUUGUUGUGCUAUCUUAAUUGCGCUGUUCAAUUUGCAACUUAGAUCAAUGAGUUCCAAGGUUUGGUUUUGUUCUUGACAGCUCAUUUCGUGACGAAGGAAUGAAUUUAUCUGUUCA